Molecule: messenger RNA, 1473 nt
Organism: Schistosoma bovis
Lineage: Eukaryota; Metazoa; Platyhelminthes; Trematoda; Strigeidida; Schistosomatidae
Source: the annotation of a GenBank genome assembly
AUACUGUGCGUAUUGCCUCGAUAUUGCUUUAAUUUACAAACUUUUUGUAGGCAAUGAUGGAUAGUGGCUAGCAGUGGAAUCCAGGACGCGCGUUUCGUCCUAUUCGGGACUCAUCAGCUGGAUGUACCUGCAUCUCAGAGAGUUGAUGUUCACUCUGGGACUCGAGCCCAAUACCAUUCGCUUCAAACGUCAUCGCGUUAUCCACUCAGCUACUGAGUCCUGAUAGCCACUUGCUUGUGCAGUGGGGUGAAUUUGAAUUCACUUGGUAUUGUUUGGCUUGUAUCUUCUCAAUCAGGUUAUAUGUUAUAUGUUAUAUGCAAUACAGAUCUAUGGUUUCAUUGAGUGUUCUAACUAAAACUGAGCUUCUAAACAAUCAUUAGUGUAUAUGGGCUCCAGUAUCCGAAGGGAACAAAUAACGUAUGAAUGUAGUGUUGGUCAUCGGGUAUUAUAGGACUACAUCUCCUAACGUUGUUCAACUGUGGAUUAGACCUCUAAAUGAAAGAAAUAAAGAGUGGAUCCCUAAGAAAAACCAAUUGUUUCGGUUUGAGCAUUUGGGAAGUAUCUCAGCCCUCACAUAAGUCGAACAGUAAAGUGUUACUUACUUACUUAUUUACCCCUGUGACCUCAAAUGGAGCAUAGUCCAUCGACCAGUAUUCUCUUACCCAUUCUGUCCUGGGCCUCCCUUUCUAAUUCUAUCCAAUUUCUGUUCAUUUUUCUUAUGUCUUUCUCCAUUUCUCGGCUUAAUGUGUGCUUUGUUCUUCUUCAUCUCCUUUGGUAUUCAGGAUUCCAAGUGAGGGUUUGCCUUGUGAUGCAGUUGGGUGGUUUCUUCUACGUGUGUCUUAAAAAGUUCCAGUGUUUCUUUAUGAUUACCUCCUCCGCUGGAAUCUGCUUUGUUAUCUCACACAGUAGGUUGUUGUUGAUAGUUUCUGGCCAACGGAUCGGAAGUAUUUCGCGUCGACAACUAUUAAUAAACACUUGUAUGUUCUGGAUGUUAGCUUUUAUAGUUCUCCAAGUUUCCGUUUCAUUUGUUUUGAAAAUUCUGACUUUGGUGUUAGUUGACAUUUGUUUUGAGUUCCAGAUGUUUUUCAGUUGCAGAUAUGCAGCACUUGCUUUGCCAAUCCGUACUUUCACAUCUGCAUCAGAUCCACCGUGUUCAUCAAUGGUGCUGCCCAGAUACGUACUAGUUUUUACAUCAUUCAAAGCUGCUUUUUCAAGCGUGAUUUGACUGGUGCUGUAUCGGGGAAUCUUGCUUUUCUCUUUGUUUAUGUUGAGACCUACUGUUGCCGAGGCUGGUGCUACACUGGUCGUGUACUCUAGCAUUUGUAGUUGUGUGUCUGAUAAAAGAUCCAGAUCAUCUGCGAAAUCUAGAUCGUCCAGCCGCAUUCUAGCUCUCCAUUGUAUCCCGUGCUUCCCUCAGAUGUUAACUCUUUCAUAAUCCACUUGAUCACUAGGAGAAAGAGAAAGGGUGAGAGU